Molecule: messenger RNA, 3783 nt
Organism: Nestor notabilis (Kea)
Lineage: Eukaryota; Metazoa; Chordata; Aves; Psittaciformes; Psittacidae
Gene: BRIP1
Product: BRCA1 interacting protein C-terminal helicase 1
Biological process (GO): nucleotide-excision repair; double-strand break repair involved in meiotic recombination
Cellular component (GO): nucleus
Molecular function (GO): DNA helicase activity; ATP binding; hydrolase activity, acting on acid anhydrides, in phosphorus-containing anhydrides
Source: RefSeq, a predicted model, not a curated record
AUGUCUUCUGAUGUGUCAGAAUAUACUAUUGGGGGAGUGAAGAUCAUGUUUCCUUGCAAGGCUUACCCUUCACAACUUGCUAUGAUGAAUGCUAUUGUUAAGGGUUUAAGUAACAGGCAACACUGUUUGUUGGAGAGCCCUACAGGAAGUGGUAAAAGCUUGGCAUUACUUUGUUCUGCAUUAUCAUGGCAGCAGUCUCAGUAUGAGAAACCAUUGCUUACAUCUUCAUGUGAAAAGGAAGACAGAAAGCCAGAGACCUCACUGCUGUGUCGCUGCACGUGUCACUCCCAGUGUAAGAGCGAUGAGGCGGCAACGAGCAUGAAUCAUGGUGCUUCUUGUUCUACUACUAAUUGUGAAACAGGAAGUUCUGUAAAACCUGGAAGCCCACUAACAAACACAGAAUGUAAGGAAAAUGAAACACUAGCUUCAAAAUUGUCUGCCAAAAAAAGGUUAUCACUACGUGACAAUGAGAGUGAUGAUUUUCAAGUAGACAGGAAAAGGAUUCGUCCUUUAGAAACUGAGCAGCAGGUUAGAAAACGUCAUUGUAUUACAAAAGGAGUACAACUUGUUGAUGCUUUAGAAGUUUAUAAUCAGAGAAAAAAUGGAGAGCUGAUUGUUCACUCAGAAAGAAGUGUAAAACCCACCACUUUUUCUCCCAAACCAUCUUCUGGCCCUUGCACUGAGUGUUCGUGUUCUUCUGGAAAAGAAACUGAUAAAGAUGCUAGUAAUAGGAAGAAGAAAGAAAAUGGAGAUCGGCCUUUCAUUCCCAAAAUAUUUUUUGGAACACGAACACACAAGCAAAUAUCCCAGAUCACCAGAGAGUUGAAGAGAACAGUGUAUUCCAGUGUCCCCAUGACAAUUCUUUCUAGCCGGGAUUAUACCUGUAUUCAUCCAGUGGUAUCUCAUGCUGGUAGUAACAGGAAUGAAAUGUGUGUAGAGUUCCUGGAAGGAAAACAUGGCAAGUCCUGUCUUUACUAUCAUGGUGUACAUAAACUCAGUGAACAUCAUGCACUACAGUCUGCACACAGAGUGUAUCAGGCUUGGGACAUUGAAGAUCUAGUGAGCCUGGGAAAGAAGCUUCGUGCCUGUGCGUAUUUCGCAGCCAGAGAACUCAUGGUGGGCGCAGAUAUUGUAUUUUGUCCUUAUAAUUAUCUCCUGGACCCGCAGAUACGGGAGAGUAUGGAAAUUAACCUAAAAGGCCAAGUAGUCAUUUUAGAUGAAGCCCAUAAUAUUGAGGACUGUGCUCGAGAGUCAGUGAGCUACGGUGUUACAGAAAGUCAACUCAGAGCUGCUCAAGAAGAGCUAGAUUUCAUGGUCAACAACAACAUCAGACAGAAAGAUCAUGAGCCGCUACGGGCUGUGUGCUGCUCUCUGACAAACUGGUUAAAGGAGAGCUCUAGUCAACUGGUAGAAAGAGGGUAUGAAACUUCUUGUAAGGUUUGGAGUGGAAAAGAAAUGCUCAGCAUUUUGCACAAAAUGGGAAUAACUGAUAUCACUUUUCCCAUUUUACAGAAACAUUUUGCUACUGUCUUGGAAAAAGAAGAAAAAGUAUCGAUGUUCGGUAGAGAGGAGCUUAUUGAGAUACCAGUUGUGAGCCCUGCCACUCAGAUGGUGCUGAAGGGGUUAUUCAUGGUUCUUUUAUAUCUUUUUAAAGACAAGAGCAGGUUUGCAGAUGACUACAGAGUUGCUUUACAACAAACUUACACUUGGAUGAAUGAAAGCCAACUUGAUGCUUCAGAUACAAGUGCCUUCUUUACAUGGCCCAAGCCCAAGCGUAAAAAGAAUUUGCGACACAAAACUGUAGUCCACAUGCUUAAUUUUUGGUGCUUGAAUCCUGCUGUGGCUUUUUCAGACUUAAAUGAUGUGAGAACAAUUGUUCUGACAUCUGGUACGCUCUCUCCAAUGGAUUCAUUUUCUUCAGAGCUUGGUGUGAAGUUUUCUAUUCAGUUGGAGGCAAAUCACGUUAUUCGGAACUCACAGGUUUGGAUUGGCACCAUCGGAGUGGGCCCUAACGGUCGGAAGUUGUGUGCCACGUUCCAGCAUACAGAGACCUUUGAGUUCCAAGAUGAGGUGGGAGCACUUCUGCUUUCAGUGUGUCAAACAGUUGCCCAAGGAAUUUUGUGCUUUUUGCCAUCCUAUAAGCUGUUGGACAAAUUAAAAGAUCGCUGGAUGCAUACUGGCUUAUGGAAAAACCUGGAGCUGGUGAAGACAGUCAUUGCAGAGCCUCAAGGAGGGGCAAAGAGUGACUUUGAUGAACUGCUUAAAAUAUACUAUGAUGCAAUAAAAUGUAAAGGAGAAAGAGAUGGAGCACUCCUUAUAGCUGUUUGCAGAGGAAAAGUUAGUGAAGGCUUGGAUUUCUGCGAUGAGAAUGCCCGUGCCGUUAUAACCAUAGGUAUUCCAUUUCCAAAUGUGAAAGACCUCCAGGUUGAAUUAAAGAGGCAAUACAAUGACCAGCAUAAAAAUACAAGAGGCCUUUUACCAGGGAGUCAGUGGUAUGAAAUUCAAGCUUACAGGGCUCUAAACCAAGCCCUGGGAAGGUGUAUAAGACAUAGGAAUGACUGGGGUGCUCUUAUUUUAGUUGAUGACCGCUUCCGGAAUAACCCUAAUAAAUACAUAACUGGAUUAUCUAAAUGGAUUCGUCAACAAAUCCAGCACCAUGAAAAUUUUAGUAAUGCACUUGAAUCGUUGCGUGCAUUUGCUGUAGGAAAUCAGAAAAGAACUGAUGGUUCACCAGAACGCAGCAGUGACUUUCUCUGUGUACCUUCAAACUCAAAAGGCCUGUCACAAUCAUCUCAGCAGGAGGUGACUAUUCACCUGUCACCAGGUGUUCCUGUGAAAAGUGAGGAGCAAAACUUCGUUUCAGAAAUUAAUUUUACUACAACCAUCAGCUCACUUAGUCCUGCAGCAUUGGAUCAGCCAAGUGGCCAGAAAAUUGAUGUUGAGAGUCAUUCUCACCAUGUAACACCAAGAAGAAAACAUAUGGGCUGCACACCCCAAAUGCCAGCAAAUAAAACUGGGAGAGAAGAAAAGAAGGAUUGGACUAAUGCUGAUAUUAUGAAAGAACAUUGCUGCUUUAAACCACUGACUUCAACACCUUUGCCUGUAGCCAAGAACUGUGUGUCCACAGCUACUAGCAACCAGAAGAAUGUGAAAAGGGCUAGUGAAGUUAUUGAUGGUGUAAAUCAAUGCCAGUCAUCAUUAAUUUCAGAACAUGAACCAAGUGUACCAGAAUCAUGUUUGGAAACAACUGAUUUUUCAAUUAAAAAUGUUGAGCCUCUCUUUAAGCUACAGCUUCAAGUUGGGCCUUGCAGUGAGUUUCCUUCAGAAGGAGGGAAAUCUGAACUUUCAGUGUUAAAUGUAGCUGCAGAAGAUGAAGAUGAGGAUGAGAGUAUCUAUUUCACACCAGAACUUUAUGAUGAUGAUGUAGAAUCAGAGGAACAGAAUAUCGGACCACUGGUUCCAGCCUGUAAUACAAGUGAGAAUCAUAUUGAAUGUGGCAACACCACAGUCAGUGAUGAUCUUUUUGCAAUCAACACCUUAGAAACACUGAGUGUGACUAAAAAAAUGAUUGAUGACAAUGAUGGCAGAAGCACAAGUUUACAUGGAAUAAUGCAAAAUGAGGGGAAUGAGAACAGCGCGGUUAAUAAUGUAGAGAUGAGUAGUGAGAUAGAAGCAAAGCAGAUAGCAUCUCAAGAGAUGGACACCAAAAAACGGAAAAUCAGUCUUUCCAGAUCACGAAAUAAAGGUGUGUCAUCUUUUCCAUUGAACAAUCCCAGCAAAUAG